UUUUACAUAGAGUUAUAAAUAAAACCUGGAGGCAGGACUUUCUCCCAGCGCCUUAGUGGCGGUGUUUAUAAGGAAGUGACUCCUCACAAGCACCAGAGUGUUUGUAGUUGCCUGAGAGCAGAAGCGUGGAAACUGAAAAUAUGAAACUCUUCGUAGUUUUGUCGUGUUUACUGGCAGGCUGCCUGGCACAGAGGCCUCACCCAUGCUCAAGUCCUCCUCUUCUGAGCGGGGCCCUGUCUGUGUCCUCACAGAAUGAGAAGCUGUGGGUCACUGCCAGGUACCUGUAUGAUGCACUGGGACAACGGAUAAGGCUUGAUGAGUUUGGCUCACAUGACAAUAAGACCUUCUCCUUGGAUGUUCUUCUGCUCUACAGAGAGGCUACCAUGUAUGAGAUUUUCCAUCACAACAAAACAUGCAAGAAAAUGCCUUUGAAGGCAGAUUUCCAGCCUCUGGGAAUCCCAAAAACUGCAUCCCUGCUGGGCCAGUCUGUUCUGGGCAGCUCGUCUGGACCCGGACAAGGACUCCUGGUCAACACCUGGAUCGGGGAUCUGCCCGACAAACAAGGUGAGAGAGGAUGUAACGGUUUCAAAGUGUCACCACUGCGUAUUGAUCCAUGCCAUUUUAUUGACACAGUUACUUUCGUCUCUGUCCCUCCAGGAAAGUUCAUGACCACAGUCACUGAAUUCGGAUGCAUUCCUAUCACCACUUUGUACCACACUGACCAGUUUGGAUGGAUGAUGACAAACUUCUUUAACAAUGUCAUUGGGAUUUCGGACCCCAGUCAGCUCAACCCUCCGGACUUCUGCCCAGAGACGGAGGACAGUACAGAGGAGCCAGCAGACUUUCUUAGCUUGUUCCUUACAAUGCAUUAAAGGCCUGGUUUAACUGAUGUCUCAAACCUUACUGAAUCAGAGCUUUGGUGUUUGUUAAAUGUAUUCCUGCUACAAACAACUUUCAAAUGUUUUUUUUAUAAUCAGUUAAUGCAACUUGAAAAAAAAAAAAAGAAAAGAAUGAUACCAGAUGACUUCAACUUUCUCUCCGGCAUACACAGUUAUGGUUGUCAGUUUUCUUUACCAACAUGGCCCAAAUUAUGACUGUACCUAUAUUGCUGCUAAAUAAACAGGCUUUUGUCUCCCAUUUUCUAACAAUGUACUGUGUGACCACAUGCAUUUUUAUCAAUUAAAAAUAUAAAAAUUCUAAAGAAAUGUA
Molecule: messenger RNA, 1209 nt
Organism: Seriola aureovittata
Lineage: Eukaryota; Metazoa; Chordata; Actinopteri; Carangiformes; Carangidae
Gene: epdl1
Product: ependymin-like 1
Exons: 5
Coding region: 141-872 (243 amino acids)
Biological process (GO): cell-matrix adhesion
Cellular component (GO): extracellular region; lysosome
Molecular function (GO): calcium ion binding
Source: RefSeq, a predicted model, not a curated record